UUCCAUUUCAUUUCAUUUAUCGUGUACACAGCGGCGAAGCAACAAUAACGAUUUCAAUGACGGGACGAAAGGCAAAGAGAAAAUCUUAAAAAAAAUAUGGGUAAUAAUAAAUUAAAUUAAUUUGAAUGAAGUGAAAACCCUAUAUUUCGAGUUGAAAGUAUCGAAGUAAAAACACUCAUAAUUUUAAUAAUCACAUCAGCAUUAUUCCGCUGUUGGGACAUGUGUGAAUUGGCUGAACAAAAUACAGUGAAACGGAUGAAAAGGAAAAUGUAGAAAAUUUUCACAGAGGAGUGGCAACAUGAAAUGCUGGAGAAGUAAAAAUGAUAGUGUUAUAAAAUUUUCCAGCAUGGAAUUGUUCGUGUAAAUGAUAUUUAAUAAAUUAGUAUCACAAAUGCAGUGCUUAUUGUUAUGAACGUUGGUUAUAGUUUAUCAUAUUAGUAUAAAUUGAUCAUAAUAAAGGGAGUGGUAACCGAAGCGUUAAUUAUUUCUAUAAAAAAAGUUUACAAAGAAGAAAUACGAAACGAACAAUUUUAUUCAAAGUGAAAGCGAACGAAAAAGGGAAAUCUGCGAAAAUUGUUAUAAAAAACAAGAUUUGAACGUGUGGUACGUGGAACGUGCAGCUGUUUAAAAGUGGAAGAAAAGUAUAGAGGAAAAUAGGAAGGUGUUAUUACGGCGGGCAGGGUGGCAUAACAGCUGCCGAAGCGUUUAAUUAAUAUAAAAAAAAUUGAUGUUUGCAGUUGCAAUAUUCUCAACUAUUUACUUUGAUAGAUAAGUAAAAAAAUACAGUUUCUCGUACAAAUCGCAGUACUUCUGCGAAAAUCAACUCAAAGCAUUUAUAAAUAUCAAAAAUAAAAAUGUCCAGCUGGGCGCGACGUGCAGCAGAUAUUAGCAGUGUUGUCACUUCAUGCGGCCAUCCCGGCACUUCGGCGCCAGACUAUAUAUAUCGGCUGGAGAAAGUGAAAUUUGGUGUACCACUUGAGGAGGUUUGCAAAAACAACGACAACAUUCCUGGACCACUACUGGUUCUUAUACUUAAACUUAAUAAGGAAUCGCCAAAUAGGCGAGAUGUCUUUCGCGCCCCUGGACAUCAGGGUGCUAUGAAAAAACUUAUACACUUCCUUCAAUCAGGGCGUUUAGUGAAUGUAGACAAUUAUUCUGUUUAUACAAUUGCCAGUGUGCUAAAAAAAUUUUUACGAAAAAUACCAAAUGGAAUUUUCGGGCGCUCCGGGGAGAAAGAGUUGUUUGACAUUAUUGAGCUGGAGAAUGAAUCGGAACAGACGGAACGUUUGCAUAGAUUAUUCACAUCACUGCCGAAAUACACUCAACGUUUACUAGUUUUACUAUUUGGUACAUUCCGUGUUAUCGCCAGCAAUGCAACACAAGCAAGUACUGGCAUGACCAGUGAGGCUCUUGGCGUUUCAGUAGCACCAAGUUUUUUUCAAUCAUGCGUUAGUGAUGGGAAAACAGCGCGCAUGGAAGAUGUGCUUAAAUUCAAGGUGGCCACAAAAAUUAUGAAGCAAAUAAUCGAUAAAUUUGCUACACAUGAUUUAUUUGGACGUGAAAAUUAUGAAUAUUAUGCACGAGUUACUGGACGCAUACUCAAGGUGCAAGAUGAAUGGAUUUGUAGUUUUCAAUAUCCACCACCACCACGUGGUAAAUUGGCUCAACAAAAAUAUGCACUGCAACACUCCCUGGAGGCAGAGAAGACCUGGUUGCAGUGUCAGUGUGAGCGGUGGGGUUUGCUCGCCCAGGAAGAAUCCCGCUCAACGCCUGCAUUGCUAACAAGUUCAAGCUCAGCUUUAGACAACAGUGUGCUUUCAUUAGGCGUAACACCAGAGCACUCUUUUAUUGAAUCAUGUGCACGCCUAUCUGUCUCUUUAGAAGGACCAAGUCUAUUUGCUUUGACAUCAUCACCGUUACCGAAACGAAACAUACAGGAUUUACAACGUGACACCGACAAUGAUGCUGACGUCGAUGAAGAAAAUUUCGGCGACGAAGAUGCUGAUGCUGAAAACGAUGACGAGGAAGAAGAUUUCGCCGCAGGACUCGAAUUAAAUAAUGACGAUGAUUACGAACAAAAUCCGAAACAUAGCUAUCCACAUACGCUUUCGCAUAACACCGAUCAUGUUAUAACCACAACAACAACAACUACUGGCAAUAAUGGUCACAAUGCAGCGCUGAACACCACAUACACCAUCGGUGUUGACAAUGUCGAUGGUGUGGACUCAAAUGAUGGUGAUGAUGCUGAUGAUGAAGUGACUGUAGUGAGACGGCGUUAUCGUCAAAAUAAAAAGAAAAUACUAACACAAACGAGAAUGCAACAUCAACGACGUUUGCGUGCCGGUUCCAAAAGCCUUGAUGGUGCUGAUCGCAUAACACAGACGAUUAGCGAUGGGAUUGAAAAUCGAAAUAAAUUGAAAAGUAACAAAAUAAAAAGUAACACUGCGACGGCACAAAUGUCAGUCGGCAGUGGCAGCGGCAGCGGCGGUGGUGGUGGUGUUGGCGGUGGUGGUGCAACACGCACCUGUAGCCGUUGUAAUCGAGGUAUACGUCACUCGUCCUCCUGUUCCUCAGCAUCGGGCGGUGCAGCUGGCGGCGUGGGAAAUGGCAGUGGCAUGACUAUGGAAGAAUUGCGCGCUGUCAAUCGCUAUGCCGAAAGUACAAAGAGUCUCUCCUACUUGCCACAGGUCCAUGAGCGCCAAACAGCACGCAUGCGCACACGUUCCGAAUGGUUUUUGGGUCCUAGGGAUAGUGAAUUGGCAUUGAAUUUGCCCAAUACAUGCAGCAAUUGUUGUCUCGCUGCCGUUCAAAAGCAGCAGCAGAUGCAGCAACAACAACAACACCAGCACCAGCACUUUCAAACACAUGGUUAUCUGGGAGGUGGCAGCACACGCGAUAUGCGUGUACAUCGUGAUGAUGUGGAAUACGACAAUGAUGACGAUGAGAAUAGUUUGAUGGUUGGCAGCGGUGGCGGCCGCAGUGGUAAUGCGCUCUAUUUGUACUAUAAAAAACGUUUGCAGCAACAAAAACAAAAACAACAGCAACAACAACAACAACAACAAAGGACGAAUAUAAAUCGUCAACUGGAAUUACAGGCAGAACAUAUGGAUACAGAUGAUAGUUGCAAUGUUUAUGACAAUCGUGGUCUAACAACAACAACACAUCAACGUAAACACCAACAUGAACAACAGCACCAUCAAGGGGAGCAACAACAGCAGCAAUUGAAGCAUUUGCAAGUUGAUAUGCCAAAUCUUUAUAGAGGUGCACAAUCAACGGAACGACAUUUGAUGGCGCCUACAUCGGCAACACCCAACAAUGGCUGUGGUCGUCGUAUGUACUUGGAUGCGAAUACAACAGCAACAAAUAUCGGUAGCUAUGUUACCUCAAAUAAAUCUGCUAGUAAUAACAAUUAUAUGUAUGAUUCUAAUGGUACAAAAAAAGCAUCUGCUUACACAACAACAAAUUCUCUUACAACAACAACAGCUACUACUACUACUUCUACUACUAAUUCUUUUACUUCACAAACAGCUUUAUUUUCUACUACUCCUACCAAACUAUCCGUUGAUAUUAGUCACAAGUACAACUACAAUUCUAAUAACAAUAAUAAUAACAAUAGUAAUUAUAUAGAGAAUGCAAUUUAUAACAAUAACAAUAUUGAGAACAAUAAUACUAACCAAACAUUGUUAGCAAAUGUACGCCAACAUAUCAACAAAUUUUCUAACACUAAAUAUUCACAUUCAGCGACAAAACCACUGUCGACACGUUAUGAACCACACCAACGCAAUCAUCAUCAUCAUCAUAAUCAUCACAACCAAGAUCUUCAUCAAUAUUCCAACCGUUCACAAAACAGAAACAUUGAUUCGCCACCAUAUUUGCAUACACACUCACAAUCACCGCCGAGCUAUCAGCGUCAAUAUCAGGAGUCGCGACGUAGUUCCAAUUUGCCCAGUCACUAUCAUUCGACCGAUUCCGUGCGUUAUUGUGAUGUAGAUCUAGAAGUGGAUAUCGUAACUGAGCCACCGAUGCCAACAGCAGCACGUCUGUACUACAGUCCACGCAAGCAAAUAUUCGCAACCAGACGUUGUAGUUCCACACACGAACUCUAUAAGACUGACGGUCAUGAUGUCGAGAGCAACAGUAGUGAUGUCGAUCUGAAUUAUCUAACAUAUUCGCUGCCCAGCGAACGUAAUACAACCGAUUUCGAUACCGUUGCAACCGCGUUGGGCAAUCGUGCGGAGUCUUGUGAAAUAUAUUCUGCUGAUUCGUCUGAAUUCUUGCCAGCAACUAGUAUCUUGGAUAAUUCCAUAGCUACAAUUGCGACAGCGAGCACAAUAAAUGGUGCUAGUGGUCGUGGCAUACAUGGCCUGCCACUUGCUGCGGCUGAAGAAGUUGACUAUGUACACACGUCCCGUUACAGACAGAGUACACCACGUGUACAACGUCGACAGCAUCAGCUGCGUCGACGGCAACGUUUGUCCUCCACAUCGACACAGUAUCACUCGGUGAACUCGACCGUUGUUAGCGACGCCUUAACGACUACGUCGGACGGUGGUAACGGCAGUGACAGUGGCAAUGACAGAAGUACGCGUACUGAAAGCGGCAAUAACAAUUUCGUUACAAUCAUUUUCAAUGUUUUAGAUUUUUUAUUUUAAACUUAAAUGUUAGCUUAUUUGAAUUUGAUUAAUUUUUUAUAUAUAUUUUUGGCUUGUUAGCGCUUAUGUUUUCUUAUACAUACAUACAUACGUGUACAUACAUGAAUGUGUUUAAUUAACAUGCAAUUUGUCAUAUAACGCUAAAUAUACAUAAAUAAUAAUUCAUUUGUUGUGGUUAUAUUUACGGCAUACCAUCGUUAUAAGUUUAUAAUUAAUAAAAAUGAUACAUAUGUAUAUACAUUUUUAUGUAUAUACAUACAUCUACAUACAUACAUGUGUUAAUGUCAAUGUUUAGUUUGUCAAUUUGUUAUUUUUAACUUAUAUAAUAAAUUCAUUUUAAGCGCAGUUAAGUAACUUAAAUCCAAGAAAUAUUUACAAAAAUACAUUACUAAAUUUGUUGUGACAUUUUUCUGAAAA
Ceratitis capitata (Mediterranean fruit fly) is the source of this 5069-nucleotide messenger RNA. It is a transcript of the gene RhoGAP71E, whose product is annotated as rho GTPase-activating protein 20. Gene Ontology annotation, molecular function: GTPase activator activity. Gene Ontology annotation, biological process: signal transduction. The transcript has 6 exons. Lineage: Eukaryota; Metazoa; Arthropoda; Insecta; Diptera; Tephritidae. The record is from RefSeq and is a predicted model, not a curated record. The coding region runs from base 855 to 4652 and encodes 1265 amino acids.